This is a messenger RNA of Notolabrus celidotus (New Zealand spotty), 2664 nucleotides long. Its product is annotated as NACHT, LRR and PYD domains-containing protein 3-like. Gene Ontology annotation, biological process: regulation of apoptotic process. NCBI's taxonomy places the organism in Eukaryota, Metazoa, Chordata, Actinopteri, Labriformes, Labridae. Bases 1 to 2598 code for a protein of 865 amino acids. The transcript is spliced from 6 exons. The record is from RefSeq and is a predicted model, not a curated record.
AUGGUGGAAAAGGAUGGUUGUAAUUCUUCUUUGACAGCCAUCAGGGUUCUAAGAGUUUCUCUCGUGGAUGAACUUGAAGGACAGAUUGACUCUCUGCUGGAAAUCUUGGUAAGUCAAGAGCUGUUCACUCGUGAUGACCGUGAGGAGGUUGUGUGUGAGCUGGGGCCCAGGGCAAGAGUAAGAAAGGUGUUAGACAUCCUGGGGUGUAAAGGCGAGGAAGCAGCAAAGAUUUUUCUCUCAAUUAGCAGCAAUCGUCAGGAAGAGGCAGAGAAAUUCUCCAAAGGCAACAAAGCGCAGCUUCAGUCAAAAGAGUAUAACAAAGUCAAACAGAAGCAUAAAGAUGUCCUACGGCGCCGGAGUGAGAGCAUGCUCUUCUACAACACCAGACACGGAGAGAAAAUCCUUUUCUCCGAACAUUAUGUCAACCUCUUGUUAGUUGACGGACACCAGGGCUUGGAUAUAAAAAGACACGAGAUGCUAACAUUUGGACAAAAGCGACUCUCUUUACAGCAGAAGACAGCAGUGCAUAGAAAAAUCGCACCAGGAGAACUCUUUUCACAUGCAACUGAGAAUCGUCCAGUCAAGAAAGUCCUAGUAACAGGGGUAGCAGGGAUAGGGAAAACCAUCCUCGUGCAAAAGAUGUUGUUUGAUUUUGGAGCAAACAAGAACUGUAAUGCGUUUGACUUUGUCAUCCAUUUGACUUUCCGUGACCUGAAUCUAAUCGACAAACCUACAAGCUUCCAGGAGUUGGUUUUGCGUAAAAACAGGCACCUAGCUAAAGAACUUGAUAACAUUUUAGCUAACGAAGAAAAACUACUGAUCAUUUUGGAUGGCUUUGAUGAGUUCAGGCACUACAGGAGCUGUGAUGUAGAUGUUUUCGUGACCGAGCCCGAUGAAGAGGCAGAUGUAGUGGAGAUCUUUGGAAGUUUGAUGUUAGGCGAACUGUUGCCCUAUGCUUCUAUCUUGCUCACAAGUCGACCUGCAGCUAUCAACCACAUCCCUGUUGGAUGCAUUGACCGUUUCGUGCUCAUUUCUGGCUUCUCCUUGGUCGAAGUUCAAGACUUUUUUGUUCGUUACUUCCAAGAUAGAGCUCUUGCAGACCGCAUGUUCGCCGUUGUAUCAGCUAACGAUUUAAUGCUAACAUUGUGCUACAUACCUGCGUUUUGCUACAUUGUGUGCUGUAUCCUCAAAGAAAGCAAAGACCUCAGUGGACAGAGCCCCAAGACCAUGACGGAUAUUUACGUGCAGUAUUUGGUGGCUUUGCUUCGCUCUCACACUCAAGCAAGAGCUGAGACAUUUCUUCAGGAGCAAAAAGCGGAGGCUGAUCAACUGUUAUCUGAUAUUGUGCUGAAGUUGGGUCGACUUGCCUUUCAGAAGCUGAUGGAGCAUCAAACACUUUUCUACAGCAGCGACCGUGACGUAGCAGCUUUAAAGGGAUGCAGCCUUGUAAGUACCUUCCUUGACAAGACAGUGGCACAAGAGCCCGGCUGUACUGAAGAGGUUUAUUCUUUUGCACACCUCACCAUUCAAGAAUUCUUUGCUGCAGUGUACUGCGCAGUGACAGAUCAACCUUUACCUGAUGCACUUCAGAACACCACAAGUCCUGCAGAGGGGUCCAACUACGGACAUUUGGACCUUUUUAACCGCUUCCUGUCUGGAAUCCUCUCUGAACGUAAUGCUAACCUUCUGUCGAGGCAGGUGGGGCUGUGCUGCCAAGAAGAAAAGGUGGAAACCUAUCGUCAAAGGAUCAUCACAGAACUUACAAUGGACUGUGAAAAUGGGGCCCAUAUCCUCAACCAUUUACACUGCCUGUUUGAGCAGCAGGACCCCUCUCUGGCCCUGGCUGUACAACCAAAAACACUGCGAAUUAAUGUCAGUGAUGAAACACUCUCCCAAAUGGACUACAAUGUCAUCAAGUACUUCGUAAACCUGACAAAGGGCAUGAUAACAGAGCUGGAUCUGACAGGGACUGGAGUAAACUGUGAAGCACUGAGUGGUAUUCAGCCACUGCUGCUCAGAUGUCAGAGUCUUUGGCUUGGAGAAAACAGCCUUGACAUGGAUGCAGCCCAGGUCAUUGCUGAUGUGUUGCAAGUGUCAGAGACUAUAACCCAUCUCGGACUUGGCUGGUCAAACAUUGGGGAUGAUGAACUGCUUGCACUCUCUAAUGCCAUACGGAUGAAAAAAAAGCUUGAAGAAUUGUGGAUGGAGGGAAAUCGACUGAGCUACAGAGGUCUGCUGUCACUCUGUGACCUGACCCCACACCCUUUGAAAAGAGUUGUAGCCAUAUGGAAUGACCUGACUGACACCAAUCCAGAGUCCUUGAGCAGUAAAGAGAGUGUGACUGUGGAUUUCACAGAUGAUGACAUGUGGGAAGCAUGGGGGCAGUGGGUGCUGAAAAGGUGUGAGGUCAGCAGCAAUGAGAAGUUAGUGACGGUACUCCACAAAGUGUGCAACGUGUCAGCCCACUGCUUGGAGGCCAAGUGGGCGAAAAGCUUUUACACGCAACUGUUGCAGCUCAUCAGUGGCAGGAUUGAGAGCUGCACUGAGGACGACAUGUGCAAGAAGCUGAGAAAGUUUAAAAGCCUUUUGGACCUCUGACAGACAACUCAACACUUACCUCAACUCAUACGCUAUAAAAUACAAGUAAAGUUGUUUGAUGCUAAA